ACCUUUGCAAGCUUAAAAUAUAGAGAGCUCAUAACUUCUUCACUUCAUUUUCUCCCUCCUCUCUCUCUCUCUCACACACACACAAUGGAGAAGGUAUUUGGGCUGAGCCACCUCUUCAUGACGGUGUUCCUCCACUGCUUCGCAAACUUCAUGGUGGCUCCGGCCAUCACAGACGUCACCAUGGCCGCGCUUUGCCCCGGAGAAGACGAAUGCUCCUUGGCCAUAUAUCUCACCGGAGCUCACCAAGUGGUAACUGGACUGGGAUCACUCAUGACAAUGCCUUUGGUUGGGAAUCUCUCCGACAUUUAUGGAAGAAAAGUGAUGCUCACACUCCCCAUUACUCUCUCCAUUUUUCCUCUUUUGAUUCUGGCGUAUGGCAGGACAAGAUAUUACUUCUAUGCUUAUUAUGCGCUGAAAACUCUGUUUUCAAUGGCUACUGAAGGCAGUGUCCAUUUUCUUGCUCUUGCUUAUGUGGCCGAUAACGUUUCAGAGAGCAGACGGGCUGCAGUUUUCGGCAUCAUGUCCGGCUUUGCUUCUUCCUCCUUCGUCCUUGGAAACUUAUCCUCUCGAUUUCUCUCCACUUCAGCUGUUUUCCAAGUGGCUGCUGCGAUGUCCAUCGUCGCAUUGGUGUACAUGAGAGUCUUUCUUAAGGAGUCCAUCGCCAGCAACGUCGCUUCUUGCAAGAGCUCGGAAACCGAAUGCCUUCUCGAGAAAUCUCCCUCCAAAAAAUGGAACCUUUUCAAGACUCUUCCAUCUCUCAAUGAAUCCAUUUCCUUGCUGAAGACUAGCCCAACAUUUUCCAAAGCAGCUGCAGUUGCAUUCUUCAUCACAGUUGCAGAUGUUGGCCUCUUUUCUUCAUUGACAUACUUUUUGAAGGCUCAGUUCCACUUCAAUAAAGAUCAAUUCGCCGAUCUUAUGAUUAUAGCCGGAAUCGCAGGAGUAGUAUCACAGCUCAUCAUCAUGCCUGCACUAACUCCACUCAUGGGAGAAGAAAAGAUGCUCUCGGUUGGACUGUUUUUCGCCUGCGCUCAUAUUGUACUCUACAGUGUCGCGUGGGCACCUUGGGUACCUUACGCUGCAGCAACGUUGUCACUUCUGACUAGCUUUGCUCUUCCAUGUCUACGUAGUAUCGCUUCCAAACAAACUGGACCGAACGAACAGGGGAAGGUCCAAGGCUGCAUAACAGGGAUCGGCUCCUUCGCCAACAUCGUCUCGCCUCUUGCUUUCAGCCCUCUAACAGCUCUGUUUUUAUCAGACAACGCGCCUUUCCACUUCCCGGGAUUCAGCAUUAUGUGCGCCGGCUUAGUUUCUAUGAUUGCGUUCGUGUAUAGCACAACGAUAAGGCCGCCCCCGACACCUUCCAAGAGCGAUAUUUGCAGCUCCAGCACCGCGGACCCUUUAGUUUGAGCCGCACGCGAUUGUGUCUUGGUAUUCAUUAGUACUAUCAUGUUUAUAGUGAUCAGAAUCUAGGCAUGUUGAAGGAAAUAUAGAAAAUAGAAAUGUAUGAAAAUAGUUCUCAUGAAUGUAUAUGUUAUCAAACAUCAUAUGGGAAAAUUUAUUUUUUUGUGA
Molecule: messenger RNA, 1569 nt
Organism: Salvia hispanica
Lineage: Eukaryota; Viridiplantae; Streptophyta; Magnoliopsida; Lamiales; Lamiaceae
Product: Major facilitator superfamily protein
Biological process (GO): transmembrane transport
Molecular function (GO): transmembrane transporter activity
Source: RefSeq, a predicted model, not a curated record